Molecule: messenger RNA, 924 nt
Organism: Fragaria vesca subsp. vesca
Lineage: Eukaryota; Viridiplantae; Streptophyta; Magnoliopsida; Rosales; Rosaceae
Product: mitochondrial uncoupling protein 1-like
Exons: 9
Coding region: 1-924 (307 amino acids)
Biological process (GO): mitochondrial transport; mitochondrial transmembrane transport
Cellular component (GO): mitochondrial membrane
Molecular function (GO): oxidative phosphorylation uncoupler activity
Source: RefSeq, a predicted model, not a curated record
AUGGUGGCCGAUAACAGCAGGAAACCCAAAAUUUCCUUCGCCGCUACUUAUGCCAGCAGCGCCUUCUCCGCUUGUUUUGCUGAGCUUUGUACUAUACCGUUCGACACCGCUAAAGUCAGGCUUCAGCUCCAAAGGGUUGCGGUUGUGGGUGGUGAUGUAAUGGCCUUACCUAAAUACAGGGGCAUGGUGGGCACUGUUGCUACUGUGGCUCGGGAAGAAGGUCUAUUUUCACUAUGGAGAGGAAUUGCAGCCGGGUUGCAUCGCCAGUGCGUGUAUGGCGGUUUGCGAAUUUCGUUGUAUGAACCUAUUAAGACCUUAUAUGUGGGGAAUGACUUCGUUGGAGAUGUUCCUUUAUACAAGAAAAUUGCAGCUGGCCUCACAACAGGUGCUUUCGCGAUCACAAUUGCAAAUCCAACUGAUCUUGUAAAAGUUAGACUUCAAUCCGAGGGAAGAUUACCACCAGGCGUUCCAAGGCGAUAUUCCGGCGCACUGAACGCGUAUUCCACCAUCGUGAGAAAGGAGGGAGUUAAGGCUCUCUGGACUGGAUAUGGAGCUAACGUUACACGUAACUCUGUCGUUAAUGCUGCUGAACUAGCCAGUUAUGAUCAAGUGAAGCAGACACUUCUGAAAAUUCCCGGAUUUAAGGACAAUGUUGGCACUCAUCUUCUCUCUGGUCUGGGGGCAGGUUUCUUUGCCGUCUGCAUCGGCUCACCAGUUGAUGUGAUUAAGUCAAGAAUGAUGGGUAAUUCUGGUGCUUACAGAAACACGAUUGAUUGCUUCGUUAAAACUUUGACGAACGAAGGACCUAUGGCCUUUUACAAGGGCUUCUUUGCAUAUUAUAGUCGGCUAGGAUCUUGGAAUGUGAUCAUGUUUCUAACCUUUGAGCAGGCUAAGAAGUUCAUGAGAGGUUUAGAAUCAAAAUGA